Messenger RNA from Cyprinus carpio (common carp), 4204 nucleotides. RefSeq names its product VANGL planar cell polarity protein 1 (gene vangl1). The record is from RefSeq and is a predicted model, not a curated record. NCBI's taxonomy places the organism in Eukaryota, Metazoa, Chordata, Actinopteri, Cypriniformes, Cyprinidae. Gene Ontology annotation, cellular component: plasma membrane. Gene Ontology annotation, biological process: multicellular organism development.
UGACACAAUUGGCAAUUAUUACAAUUCAGACCAAAACAGAUCCAAAGGAAGACAAAAUCAGAAUAAAAUCCAACCGCAUGUCUCAGAGCAACACACAAGUGUUUCUGACUAAACGAAUCACCGUUUUUUGUGUUUUUGAAUGAAUGUGUUCAGUGAAUGAUCCACUGACGUACGAAAAACGAAGGUCGACUUGUGCUCCUGAAUUAAUUAGUGUGUUUGAACAAAUCGCUUGAAGGAAUGAUUCAAAGACUCACUAUUAAAGACAGUCCUUUGUCGCCAUCUAUUAGGUGAGACGAUGUAACUUGCAAAAAGAGUCACUGAAAUAUCCCAUCUAAUGCAGCACAGAGUAGUGAGGUGAUAAAUAAUUAUUACAUUAUAUAUAAAGUUUACUGUUAAAAUAUUCACGUGUAUUAUUCAGUUUUGUGGUAAAGCAUUCCAGUACCAGUGUAGGUCUAAUUAGAGGCGAUAACUCCCCCUAGCGCAGCACAUUGUAAUGAGUCUCCGUCGGUCACUCCACCUCCUCUGCCAGAGUGCAUCGCCUUGUGUGCUCCGCCUGUAAAGGAUAGGCUACUAUCAUUACUGCCGUCAGAUUGGUCGCAAUGCCUGGUAGUGUGUAAACCUGGGUAUUGAUCAUCGAGUAAUUUUAUCGGGGAUGUUGGCGUAGCCGCUGGGUUAAUGUUUGACAACAGAAAGCCCCUAGAAACGAUCCUGUCAUCUUGCGCAGCUUCAUGUAUGUCCCGAUCAUUAUCUGCACUUUAACAGUCUCCGCAUUCCUCCCUCUGCUGCGUUAAACCAAUCACAGCACGGACAGUAUUACAAUGGACACAGAUUCCGUCCACUCUGGUUAUUCCCACCACUCCAGCAGGUCACGUGGGUCAAACAAACAGAGUGAACGCAGCAGCAGGGAUCGGCACAAAUCACACAGUCGAGACAGCAGCAGCCGCUCUGACAAAAAUGUCACCAUCAGUGCAUCGUCAGCUCAGCCACAGCAGCCGGAUCAAAGCUCCGCCCCCACAGACGCCCAGGAUGACAACUGGGGCGAAACCACCACAGCGGUCACUGGAACAUCAGACCACAGCUUGUCUCAAGAGGAUUUGGCUGGCUUCGGGAAGGAGACGGAAGGUCCAGUAGAGAAAUUAAACUGUGUACGCUUCCUUCCUUUGGCCCUCGCCCUCGUCCUGGGCCUGCUGGUUCUGAUCACCCCACUGUCCUUCCUGGUGUUGCCACAGCUGAUGUGGCCGGAGCGCCUGCAGGCUUGUGGUACUGCCUGUGAGGGGCUGUUUCUCUCGCUGGCUUUCAAGCUCCUCAUUCUGCUGCUGGCUGGCUGGGCGCUGUUUGUGCGACCGGCACGAGCCUCCCUGCCCAGGAUAGCAGUAUUCCGUGCCCUGCUGGGGUUGCUCACGCUCCUUCUGCUGCUUUCCUAUUGGCUGUUCUUUGGUGUGCGCAUCUUGGAUUCACAGGAUGAGAACUACCAAGGCAUAGUGCAGUUUGCAGUAUCACUGGUGGAUGCUCUGCUGUUCAUCCAUUACCUGGCAGUAGUUCUGCUGGAGAUCCGGCAUCUGCAGCCCUGCUUUUCUCUCUGUGUCGUGCGCUCCACCGAUGGAGAGACUCACCACUACAACCUGGGACAGCUCAGCAUUCAGCGGGCAGCCCUGGUAAUUCUUGAACACUAUUACAAGGAUUUCUCAGUUCACAACCCUGCCCUACUGACGGCUGCAAAGUCCAGGGCAGCUAAACAUCUGGCUGGGCUAAAAGUCUAUAAUGUAGAUGAGUUUAAAGCCAAACUGAAAAGCUAUCUUUUGGAUUGUGCUGGUAGCGAUGCUGCAAGCGCUCAGUCUCGGGCUAAAAUAGCAGCUGCUGCCCGACAGAGAGACACCAGCCACAAUGAGCUGUACUACGAGGAAGCAGAGCAUGACAGAAGAGUCCGAAAGCGCAAAGCACGGCUGGUAGUGGCAGUAGAGGAGGCAUUCACACAUGUAAGACGGCUGCAGGAGGAGGAGAAAAAGAAGCCGCCAGGAGAUGAGAUGGAUCCACGGGAGGCAGCGCAGGCCAUCUUCCCCUCCAUGGCUCGAGCACUGCAGAAAUACCUGCGCACCACCCGUCAGCAGCACUGCCACAGCAUGGACAGCAUUCAGGCCCACCUGGCAUUCUGCAUUACAAACAACAUGACCCCAAAGGCAUUUCUGGAGAGCUAUCUGAUGACUGGGCCCACACUGCAGUACACGAGAGAGUGCUGGCAGACCCGGCAUUGGACGCUGGUCAGCGAAGCGUCGGUCACCAGUCCCCUCCGUCACGGCUCUGAAUUCCAGCUCAAAUCAUCUGACUUCAGCUUAGUGGUCACCAGCAAAGCUAUCCCUCACCUCAAACUCAUUGAGGAGUACGUCCAUCCCAAGUCCCACAAGUUUGUACUACAGCUACAGUCGGAGACCUCUGUCUGAUGGAUUCAGUUGCUUUUGUCUGUUUGGUUUUGUACACUUGUAAAUUUUGGACUACUACUAUUUUGUUUGAAUUCUUUUUCACUUUUCCAGUUUAUAAAUGGCAUUUUACAUAAUGGAUGUAUUUUGAUACAACAUUUGUUAUUAACAAGAACAGAAGAGGGAAUCCCCGCCCCCCCCCAAAAAAAAAAAAUAUAUAUAUAUAUACAUGUCCUGUAUGUAUCCAAUUACUUAGUGCUGACUGGUGUGUUUGUGCUGCUUGUCUGUAUGUUUGUUUCUGCAUAGAGCAGAUGCUAAUUACGUACUGUGAUAAGCAUCAGACUGAGGCAUCAUGGGUAAAGUUUUGGCAAGUAGAUAUUGUUUAGGAUAUCUAUGUUGGCGAAACAUUUAUUUUUUUCUGUUGACCACAACAUAAAUGAGGAUCAGAGCACACCGGAGAUUCUGUGAGAUCUAGUAAGGUCGGAAACAUUGGUUAGAGAGUUGGAUUUGUUAGUGCCAUUAUAGUAAUAUAAUAACCAAACAUACAUGAUCAUUUUCAGCCUGUUGGAUGGUUUGAUUUCUGCCACUUUUAUAUGUUUGGAAGAAAAAUGGGUAAUAUAUUGUGAGGAAAAAAAAAAACAGCAUUUCAUUUGUGAUUAAUAAAUUGUUAUUUGUAGUUUGCCUCUAAUUGUGAAUAAGGUAUUUUUAUGUUUAUUUUUUUUUCAAUGUGUGUAUCAUCCUUAAAACAAUGAUGUGUUUGUAAAAUAUAAGCCCAUUAAUGCUGCCUAACACAUUUAUAAACCUCGCUAUUGACCGUUUUUGUCCAAGCUUGAUGUUUUUUGCUUAUGAAGCAAAAAUAGAAAAUAAUAAAUAAAUAAAUAAACCUGUCAUGCCUUUUUUUGUACUGCUCUAGUGAAGUUUUCCACUAGGGAUUACAUAUGAUUUUUUUUUUUUUUUGUAUUUAAUGCUAAUAAAAGUAUGUUUUAUAUUAUUUCUACAUUUUUUUUUUAGUUAUGUUACAGCAUAUAUUAUUUUCCCAUUGUGUAUUGUCAGUUCUGUCCUAUCAGAUCAUACAAACCCAUUCCCUUUUGUUUGUCAGGAAUUAUCAAACAAUCUAUGUCGUAACCCGUAACAAGCUACAAACCUGCUUCAAAUAUUAUUUAUUAAUGUUACAUUUAUAAAAGUGAAAUAUUGCAGAUUUAUUUUACUGAAGAACCUGUUUGUAUUCGAGAAUCAGAGAAAUUCAACAGAUCCUCUCAGAUUCUGUGAGCAUUAAACAAACUGAACAAAAGAGGCACAAAAGUGUUUUCUGGUGAAACGUUUUCUGGUAAGACUGGUCAAAGAUCAAAACCAGGACAUCCUGUGCCAAUUUUUUGACUGUAUAAUACUUAAUGUUGGACAAAAGUAUUGGGCAUGUAUUUUCAUCAUAUGUUCAGCAAAAACAUGUUAUGAUUUGUGGUGAAUUCUUAGUCACUUUUAAAUUGGAAUUUGUUAUCUUCUUCAGUUACCCAUAUAUCUGUAUGUAUGUGUGUGUGUGUGUGUGUGUGUGUGUGUGUGUGUGUGUGUGUGUGUGUGUGUGUGUGUAUAUAUAUAUAUAUAUUUAUAUAUAUAUACAUAUAUGUGUGUGUGUGUGUGUCUGGAAUAUUUCAUCAUGUAUUAAAAAUGUACAUGUAUUUAUUUAUUAGUGUAUGUAGUUUACAAUAAUUUUUUUGUACACCUCUGCUUGUGAAUUUAUGAUUUAUUACUGUAAUUGCCAUAAUUUCCACUGUGGAUAUAAAAAUAUAAAAUCA